Molecule: messenger RNA, 1434 nt
Organism: Tarenaya hassleriana
Lineage: Eukaryota; Viridiplantae; Streptophyta; Magnoliopsida; Brassicales; Cleomaceae
Product: protein YIPF5 homolog
Exons: 1
Coding region: 239-1006 (255 amino acids)
Biological process (GO): endoplasmic reticulum to Golgi vesicle-mediated transport; vesicle fusion with Golgi apparatus
Cellular component (GO): membrane; trans-Golgi network
Source: RefSeq, a predicted model, not a curated record
UUAAGGGCAUUUCUGCAAUUGCCCCGAUUGAAUAAUAGAAAUCAACAUGAAAAAUAGAAUAACCCGCUGGCUCGUGCUGUUGGCAAUAAAAUCUUCUAAAUCACAUUUGUCAGAAACAUUCAGAAGUUGGAUUUCUCUUCUCGAUCGGUCCGAAAACCCUAAUUGCCAAUCCCUUUUUCGAUUUGGAGAUCAGAUCUGAGAUCCGUAAUUCUCGAUUUCGGAAGAAGCUGCCGAAGCGAUGACGAAGGACUUCACUGUUCCUCCUGUGGUCUUCCCCUCUGGCGGAACUCCGGCCACCGGAAAUGUCCAGCAGCGCCGUGUCCCGACGGAUCCUUUUCAGCCGUCGCGUCCUUCCUCCUCCGCGAUUCCGUUCAUGUCGUUCGACAUUGGAUCCUCCGCCUCCUCUUCAUCCGCCGGACCUUUCGGCGGAACAAUUGCGUUCUCGUCGUCGUCUUCGUUUGGCGUAGGUGCUGCUUCAUUUGAAGAUGAGGAGCCUUUGCUUGACGAGCUCGGUAUCCAUCCGGAUCAAAUCUGGAAGAAGACGAGAUCGAUUCUCAAUCCCUUUCGGAUAAAUCAGACCGUUCAUAAGGACUCAGAUCUGUCUGGUCCGAUCUUCCUGUACCUCGCGCUUUGCCUUUUCCAGUUGCUCGCCGGUAAGAUCCAGUUCGGCGUUAUACUCGGAUGGAUCGUCGUCUCCUCUAUCUUUCUUUACGUCGUCUUCAACAUGCUCGCUGGUCGGAACGGAAACCUGAAUCUUCACACAUGUACGAGCUUGGUUGGCUACUGUCUACUACCCGUCGUGAUCUUAUCGGCGGUGUCGCUGUUCGUACCGCAGGGGGCAGGGCCAGCCCGCUUCGUAGUCGCUGCGGUGUUCGUGUUGUGGGCAACAAGGGCUAGCUCCAAUCUUGUACUAUCGCUCGCCGACGGAGGAGAUGAACACCGUGGUUUGAUUGCGUACGCCUGUUUCUUGAUCUAUACUCUUUUUUCGCUUCUCGUUAUAUUCUGAUUUCCUCUGUUUUGGUGGGACUUGUUUGCUUUGGAGAUGUAUUAUUUCAUGGAUCUUCGGGUGCCAAAGUGAGUAAGGAAAUGCAAUCUGAGCUGCUGGUUUCAUGGGGAUCUUGAUGUAAGGCUUAAACGGACGGAUGAUAGCAUCCACGUGUAAAGGUUUUUGAUAACUUUAGAUGGAUACUUUGAUAUGGUUUAAAUGAUCUACUUUGAUGUGUGUAUCUGUCUACUGAUGCUUAGACAGGUCUUCUAGGGCAUGAGUUUCCUUUCUGAAAUUUCUGCAGAAGUUCAUCAAAUGUUAAACAUUUUUUUUAACAGAAUUGUUGUCAAAUUAGACUCCGUAGAGUAUUUGAAUGGUUUUCUUUUGUUGUCAUAGCAUGGACCAAAGUAAUGCAGUAGCAAACCUAUGAAACUGGUGCAUAUUUGUUA